AAAGAUCGAGGGAGACAUAGGGGGUUUCUUAAAUUAAAUUGAUCACUUGUAUUAAAGAUCUGAGAAUGCCGUGUCACAUGUAUAUUUACCUAACUAAGAUUAAACUUAUUAAUCAUUUUCCAGGGCCUGAACAAGGAUGUAAAGGAAUUCCUGCUCUGGUUAAUGGGCAGAGAACCUCCAACACAGGUCAAAGAAGUAACCUGAACCAUCAGAAUUAAUGUUUUAAUUGCAGAUCAUAACUAUUAUACCAGCACAAUCUACAUCGAUAAACGGUCUGCUCAUGGAUCCUGUUGUUAGACGUAAAAUCCCUGCCUGUGUGCGAUCAUUACUGACGGAUAUUGCACCAAAGGAAGAACAACACUUGAGUGACUGGUCAGAAACAGACCCUGAAACAAUUACCAAAGAUGGGAUGGCACUUCCCAAAAGAGGGACCUCUGAAACUCUCCUGACGCCAGCUGAUGGGACAGAUGGUGCACCCUCUGAUUCAAAUGUAGCAACAUCGCUAAAGCCAUGUGGGCUUUGUUUAUCUAAACCUUCCUGUUACACCUGCCCCAGGUGUAAUAUCCCAUAUUGCGGACUGACUUGUUACCAGAGUCCGGAUCACUCUGGAUGCUCCGAGGAAUUCUACAAAGAGUCUGUGUUUCUGGAGCUGAAAUCUCAAGGAGUUACAGAUGAAGAAGGGAAAAGCAAGAUGCAGGAAAUUCUGUUAAGACUCAGACAAAGUGCACAGAGUGAAGGAGGGAUGGAGAAUUUGUUCAUGAACUUGCAGGAAGAGACUGGAACUAAUGUGACUGGGCAGGACACACAUGCUCUGGAGUUGCUUUCAAGGUUAGCAGAGCUUCAAUCAGCUGGGGAAACGAAAAGCCAAGAGGCACAAGAGAUACUGACAAAACUGCAAGAUAUUGAUGUCACAGAUGGGAGUGAUGAAGGAGUUGAUUUAGCAGAGAAGUUAGCUGGUCUGGAUGUUGACUCUCUCUCAGAGGAGCAGCUCUGGUCUUUGUUGUCUGCCCAGGAGAAGGAGAAAUUUGAAGGGCUGGUAAAAGGAGGAAGUAUUGGAGGGCUGGUCGUCCUGUGGAGCCCCUGGUGGGAGCGGCAUGAGAAAGAGACUAAAGCACUUAUAGUAGAAAUGAAAUCUGAGAAUGAUGGAAAAAUGCUCAGUGUGAAUGAGAAAAAAGAUGGACUAACAAAGACCAGUGUUGAAAAUAUUAAAGAAGGUACAGGCAAAGUGAAAUCUGAAUUAGGAACAAAACAAGAGCUUAUUAAAAAGAAAGAGGCCAGUAAAAAGGAUAGAUCCAAAUCUGAUGUCCCUCCAAUAAGUGCCAAAAUAUCAUCUCUCCACACGUUGUCCUCAAAUCCAUCUCCGUUAGUGCGGUACAACCUGGUCAAUGCUCUUUAUGGAUACACGUUCUCGCUUUGUCUCUUCAAUGGGGACAUCUCAGAACCAGAAAUAGUGUUGGAGUUCUGCCUGGGCGUGCUGGCCAUUUCAGAGGCUCUGGGUGGGGGACGGGUCUUCAGAUCGGUCCCAGAAGCUAUUGAAGCUGGAAUAACAGCCGUUUCUGCAGGAGGAUACUUUGACAGUGAUGACCCUUCAGCUCCACUUAGGGCAGUGGAAGCAGUGGCACAUGUUCUGGCUGGAGAGAGCAGAGAGGACACCAUAGGGUAUUCACUGUCAGCUUUGUCCCAGAUGCGUGCAGCUUUGAAUAAAGCAAAGGCUUCUGUUGCCAAGGAAGACAAGAAGAUGAGGCAGAUGUAUUUUCAAGCCUGGAAGAAGUGUGAGUUUUUCCAGUCUUGGGUUAAAGAGAGCCCUAAAGUGGUGAGGGAUCUGGCAGGAUGGGUUUGGAGGGACUAUGAGAGAAGAGAGGUUGAGAGGAUGCAAUUACAGAGAGAGAAGAAGGGUUUAGAGGAGGGAAUGAAAACAUGUAGAGGAAAAGCAAUGUUGAUAGAAGAGAUUGAGUGAGAUUGUAAUUAUGACAAUAAUACAUGUAUAAAACAUUACUGACAACCUAUAAAAUAAUUGUAAUGA
Molecule: messenger RNA, 2023 nt
Organism: Xyrauchen texanus (razorback sucker)
Lineage: Eukaryota; Metazoa; Chordata; Actinopteri; Cypriniformes; Catostomidae
Gene: znhit2
Product: zinc finger, HIT-type containing 2
Exons: 2
Coding region: 281-1957 (558 amino acids)
Source: RefSeq, a predicted model, not a curated record